Molecule: messenger RNA, 3842 nt
Organism: Planococcus citri (citrus mealybug)
Lineage: Eukaryota; Metazoa; Arthropoda; Insecta; Hemiptera; Pseudococcidae
Product: probable serine/threonine-protein kinase DDB_G0271402
Exons: 3
Coding region: 839-2062 (407 amino acids)
Biological process (GO): regulation of transcription by RNA polymerase II
Cellular component (GO): chromatin; nucleus
Molecular function (GO): zinc ion binding; nuclear receptor activity; estrogen response element binding
Source: RefSeq, a predicted model, not a curated record
UGGGCAGCCUUCCGCGUACUAGUCGGUUUCGGUGCCAGCAUCAUUGGCGACGCGUAUACAUUCGAUAUAAUUUACCAACCUAUUUUUUAUAUUAUUUUCGUUUUUACCGUUCGGUAUUAAUUUUUUUUUCGCUCGCUUUGCUAAUCGUAAUCGACUUCGACGAGUACGAUUUAUCGACGGACCAGAGGUGGGGCCAGGUAUUUCACAUAAAGGUCAGUAGGGUCAGACACUUAGCCAAGUUCACAUGUGUUCGUAUAUGUUUCACCCGAUUUUCUAACGUUCGUUUUUCAUUUUUUUUUUACAACCUAUUCGUUCAACCGAGAUUAUUUUUUCCAUAAUUUUUUAAUUAUCGGCUGCGGAAUGCGCUCUCUACCAUUUUGCAAUGGAACAUGGAAACUAGUCGUGAAAUGACUGGACCCAUAUUCGUCCACGAUACGGUUUUCAUCGUUUACCUAGUUUAAUUCGUCGAUUGUUUUGUUUUUCUGGAAAAAUUCACAUUGUAGUAAAAUUUUUGCGCCAACUUUUAUUUUUUCACUUUUUCCAGUUGAAUUGAUUGUUUCGUUGAUUUUUUUCAAUAAACGAGUUCGUCGCUAGUCAUUUUUUUGUUAAUUUUUUUUACAAAUUUUUUUCGAUUUCGUUUUCUCGUUUAUUUUUGUUUUGUUGAAUUUCUAUUUUCUCUUGUUUGGUUUUGUUUUCGCGAGUGUUUUUUUCAACAACUACUGAUACGUUUUCAUAUAUGAAUUUGCAACGAUUCGAGGAUCAUCGACGACAACGACCAUUGAGGCUGCAGUAUUGAUACAUUAUUCCCUAUCAUCGUAUCGUAUAAUUCUUUGGCAAGAUGAAUCAACAAUGUAAAGUAUGCGGUGAACCUGCGGCUGGUUUCCAUUUUGGAGCUUUCACAUGCGAAGGAUGCAAGUCGUUUUUUGGCCGUACUUACAACAACAUGAGUUCAAUAUCGGAAUGCAAGAACAACGGAGACUGUAUAAUUAAUAAAAAAAAUCGCACAUCCUGCAAAUCGUGCCGAUUACGAAAAUGCCUUCUGGUGGGCAUGUCGAAAAGCGGAUCUCGUUACGGACGUCGAUCGAACUGGUUCAAGAUCCAUUGCCUUCUGCAAGAGCAAGGCUCCUCUGUGAACGCUCAAAACAGCCUAAACGCCGCUAAUUUCCUAUCUUCGAACGCUUCCAUAUACCCGGGCUUGUUCAACACCAGACACAUGCUAAACACCGAUAAAUUUCUGGAAGCUAGAUUAAACGGAUUCUCGUUUUCGGACAGCAAGCACUUUUUGAACGAUUUAGAAAAAUACAAAACGUCUUCGGAAGACUCGGGUGGUUCGUCUGCCGGCGACAUGGAUGACGAAUCACGCAGCACCAGCGUAACCAGUCGUGGACCAGCUCAUCUGCAUCAGACUCCGUCGCCUUUGAGCGAAAAAGCACCUAGCGACGAUUACAAUCAAAAUAAUAAUAAUAACAACAAUAACAACAACAAUAAUAAUCAUCAUCAUCACAACCAUCACAACCAUCACAACCAUCAUCACCACAGUAAGAAACUUUCGAUAGCUUUACCGUCUUCGCCGAGCAGCACCAUCGCUCAGUCUCCGUUCAUCUCACCGCAAAGUCAAAGCGUCUACGCUUCACCUUACGUGUCGCCUACCUCGCUCAGGCCUCUACCUCAUCAUAUUGCUUUUCCAGUCACCAGGCCUGGCUUGACGCCGGCUGCCGCAGCCAAUAAUCUCAUCUUUUUAGACACCUUGGGUACUCCGUCCGCGUGGUCUGUACGCAGUGGUGGAGAUCUACUGCUGUGUAGUCCGGCUGCCGGCGGUGUGGCCGUCGAGCAAGAUCAGCCCAUUGAUUUAUCCGUCAAAGCCACCACUCAGCACGGCGAUAGUCUGAAAGAUAAACCAAAUUCUAAUCGCUCCUCCAGGUCACCUUUAUCACCGGCUGUGGAUAGCGGCGCCGAAGACGAUGACCACGAUGACCAGCAAAAUGAUCUGAAAACCGUUCAUAUACCUUUGGAUCUGACUAGUAAAAGACAUCAGCACGAGUUGACUACCCAUUCUAGCUGAUUUUACGACUACUUUCCUCUCCUAUAUUUGUUCUAGUAUACACUGUCAUUCCCAAGCCGGAGCUUCUCAUCUCUUCCUCGUAAAAAUCCCACAUCCCAUCCCACCACCAUCAUAUCCACUUUUCCCCAAUUUUAGCUAAUAUUAUUACGACGACGGUAGUAGAAUAUACUCUACAAUCAUACAUACAAAAUAUUAUAGUCUCUACAACUACAACACGUAUAGUAUAAAAAUAUACGAAAGGUAGUCGAUCUAGGUACCUAAAUUAUUUAUACGUUUUCGUAUAAUGUAUUGUGUAAUUUUUAAGCCAUCUUUGUGAUAUUAAACUAUAAGGUUUAAUGAAAGAUUUCUAGAUUAAUUUUUUUCUCUUUUUAGUAUUUUCCCCAUUCUCGUUAUGAAAGUCAUAGUUUAUAAGCGUUCUCUCCUUCUUUUCCCCUCCCAUUGAUCGUUCGACCGACGUCGGUAAUACGUCUAUGGUAUUCUCGCAUAAAACGCGCCAUCAUCGUCAUUUUACCAACGUAUUUUUGUUGUUUUCUCUUAAAUUUCAUUUCUCCUAAAUCGAAUUCGUGUAUCCAUUAAAAACAAACAAAAUGGCUGGAAAAAAUGAACUGAAAUUUUUAUAGAAAAUUAAUCGUAACAAUAUCACUCCCAAUCGGAUUAAAAACCGAAAAGCGGUAUCCGGCGAUUAGGCUCGUGGAAUAUUUGAAUAAUAAUAGAUAUUUUGAUAGUCAAUACAUUAUUAGUUAAGAACCAAUCAAAAUAAUGAAAUAAGUGCAACUGUCCCUGAGUUUUGCAAUAAUUUUUAUUAAAAUCCAGAGUGGGUCUCUAUGAUGGAAUGCAAAUUUCAAAUAUAUAUUUUUUUUUCAUUUCAGUAAAAAUUCCCUUCGUGUUUAAAAAAGAAAAAAAUCAUCAAAUUUUGAAUAAAACUAUUCUGACUCUGAAGUGCAGUUGGCAAAUAUUUCAAAUAAAAUCUCAAAACUAAAUCACUGACCCUAAAAACCUACCUACAUUCUCGGCACCAAUGUCCCAACUUUUGAGAUUUCAAAAAUCAAGCCCCCCUCCAAAUAGCUCAAUUUGGAGCAGGGAAGGAGGCAACUGGCAAUAAAGGUAAAGUCGAGUGAAAAAACAAAAAUUAAUAACCCACAAAAACCUCGUGUUUAAAACUCGUGUCACAAUUUCAGAAUUUUUUAAGAAUUCAGUCUUCAUCCUCUCAAGAGAUGAAUUAAGGUGGGAAGGGGUUGAUUUGGUAUCAGGGUAGCAAAUCAAGUGAAGAAAUGAAAAUCAGCAACUUCAAAAAAUCAGGACAUGAUCUUAAAACUUUAAAAAUUGAGCUCUUUCUUCCUGAAAGGUCCAAAUUGAGGAGGGGGGGCAAUGUAAAAUCCAUUACAAUCAAGUAAAUAAAAAAAAAAAACAACUCAAAAUAGCCACCUCAAAAAACCAAGUCUUUCAUAAUCUUUUAUCGUGAUUUUUGAAAUUUUUAAAGUGUAUAAUAUCUACCUCUCUAAAAAAACUUGAUUUAGGGUGUGGAGGGAGGAGGGGGGGUCAUUCGAUAUCAAAAGUUGAAUCCAGAGAAGAAAUCAAAAUUAACGAUCCCAAAGAACUAGAUUUUCACAACGAUGCCAAAUUUUUGAAUUUUCAUGAAAUUAUAAGCCUUCUCUGAAGGGCUCUUUUCAAUGCUAUUAGAGGGGCUAAUUUAAGAUAGGGGUACAAUCAACAAAAGAAAUCAAAAUUAAAGACUCCAAGAACCAAGUCUAUCAUACUAAUGCCACAAUUUCUGAAAUUU